Molecule: messenger RNA, 2198 nt
Organism: Oryza sativa Japonica Group (Japanese rice)
Lineage: Eukaryota; Viridiplantae; Streptophyta; Magnoliopsida; Poales; Poaceae
Product: non-specific phospholipase C4
Biological process (GO): phospholipid catabolic process
Molecular function (GO): hydrolase activity, acting on ester bonds
Source: RefSeq, a predicted model, not a curated record
GGAUGAAGAAACAAUAAUAUUAAUUUUUCCCUCGAAUAUACUACUACUUGCAGCAUGUACCCGGUACUCCGUACUAGUAUAGCUUUCAAGCGUUGGUGUGAAAGUAAUAUUAAGGUCCAGUAGAAAGCACGUGUCUUGCUUACGAGAAGCAGCAACACAUAAAACUUUCAGUAAAGUCUCUUCUCUUGCUCAUGCUAGCCCUGUCAUUUUCAGUCCUAAAUUAAAUCUCUCUUUCUUGUCCAUCGGUUUAUCAAAGAAUAUCCCACUCAAAGAGCAUAAUUCAGGUUUCCUUCUCAACUCAACUCUCCUGAUCUCUCUGGCUCUGCCUCUCUCUAUAUAGUGUCACAGUGUAUUCAUGCAGAAAUUGAUCCAAACCAAAACCAAAAGUGAAAAAAGAAAGUACCAAGAAGAAUAUAAUCAACACAAGAGUACAGUAGUGUAGCAAUGGCGGCGGCGGCGGCCGGCGGCAAGAUCAAGACGGUGGUGGUGCUGGUGAUGGAGAACCGCUCCUUCGACCACAUGCUGGGCUGGAUGAAGUCUCUCAACCCGGAGAUCGACGGCGUCACCGGCGACGAGAUCAACCACCUCGACGCCGCCGACCCGACCUCCAGGGCCAUCCGCUUCGGCGACGGCGCCGAGUACGUCGACCCUGACCCGGGCCACUCCAUGCAGGCCAUCUACGAGCAGGUGUACGGCACGCCGUUCGUCGACGCGCGCGCCACGCCCAUCACCCCUCCCGGCGUCCCCUCGCCGCCGAUGGCCGGCUUCGCGCAGCAGGCGGAGAAGGAGAAGCCCGGCAUGGCGGACACCGUCAUGAACGGCUUCCGGCCGGAGGCCGUGCCGGUGUACCGCGAGCUGGUGCGGCAGUUCGCCGUGUGCGACCGCUGGUUCGCGUCCAACCCGGCGUCGACGCAGCCCAACCGGCUGUUCGUCCACUCAGCGACGUCGCACGGGCUCGUCAGCAACGACACCAAGCUGCUCGUCGCCGGCCUCCCGCAGCGCACCAUCUUUGACUCCCUCCACGACGCCGGCUUCUCCUUCGGCAUCUACUACCAGUACCCGCCGUCCACGCUCUUCUACCGGAGCUUGCGCCAGCUCAAGUACGCCGGCAACUUCCACCCCUUCGACCUCGCGUUCCGGCGGCACUGCGCCGAGGGCAAGCUCCCCAACUACGUCGUCGUCGAGCAGCGCUACUUCGACCUCAAGAUGCUCCCCGGCAACGACGACCACCCCUCGCACGACGUCUCCGAGGGCCAGCGAUUCGUCAAGGAGGUGUACGAGGCGCUGCGUGGCGGGCCGCAGUGGGAGGAGGCGCUCCUCGUCGUCACCUACGACGAGCACGGCGGCUUCUACGACCACGUCCCGACGCCGGUGGACGUGCCCAGCCCCGACGGCAUCGUCAGCGCCGCGCCAUUCUUCUUCGAGUUCAACCGCCUCGGCGUCCGCGUCCCGGCGCUCUUCAUCUCGCCGUGGAUCGAGCCGGGCACGGUGGUGCACCGGCCGUCGGGGCCGUACCCGACGUCGGAGUUCGAGCACUCCUCCAUCCCGGCCACCGUGAAGAAGCUCUUCAACCUCAAGAGCUUCCUGACCAACCGCGACGCCUGGGCGGGCACCUUCGACGUCGUCCUCACGCGCGACGCGCCGCGCACCGACUGCCCCGCCACCCUGCCGGAGCCGGUGAAGAUGAGGCCGGCGACGGAGGCGGCGGAGCAGGCGGCGCUGACGGAGUUCCAGGAGGAGCUGGUGCAGCUGGGGGCGGUGCUCAACGGCGACCACGCCGACGAGGACGUGUACCCGCGCAAGCUGGUGGAGGGGAUGACGGUGGCGGAGGCGGCCAGCUACUGCAACGCCGCCUUCAAGGCAUGGAUGGACGAGUGCGACCGCUGCAGGAAGUGCGGCGAGGACGGGUCCCACAUCCCCACGGUGGUGAAGCCGCCGCCGCCGCCGUCGACGUCGUCCUCAGGCUCUAGCUCCUUUGCUUCCAAGUUGCUGUCUUGCUUUGCGUGUGGUCGUCCUAACAAGAAUUAGUCAGUGAAGAUGGCUGAUUAAUUGCUUAUUCAUUUCGCUUGUUGAUUACUGUAUAGAUUAUUAAUUUGGUUGUGCAGGGAGGAGUACAGUACUAAGGCCGGAUUUUACAGAGUGAUUAUGGGUGGUGUGUAGAUUAUUGAUGUGAUGAUUGUAUUACGAAUGUUGGUUUA